AUGGCGUCCGUUUCGCAUGAUACUGCUCACGUCAAGCGUCGGCGGAGGGAUCCUCGACGACGACGAGUGAAUAACAGGAACCCUGUAUCUGCCAGACUAGUGCUUGAUCAUCAUAUACAAGGAGAUGUUGGAAUCCUGUCUGAUGAUUUAGCAGUAGAUUUGUUUCCGGGGUCGAGUGCCCAAGCUCUAGCAGAAUCACAGGAAGUGCGGUAUAUUGCCAUAUCUCCAUGGUCGCCGCAUAAUCUCCUUGUGGACGACGUGCAGUGGACCAUUAUCCCUAUGCGCCUCCAAUCGGCCACUAAAUCGCAAUCCUCGCCACUAUCUCCUUCGACUGUCAAUUUCCCAGCAUCUAGCGGCUCAAUACAGUCAUUUGUUCAAGCGUUCGAGAUGUUUGACCCGACUCGAAAUUCGAUAUCGAGCCAACGAGAAAUCGAAAUUCAUGUGCUAGCCGUGGUCCCGCUGUAUCUGGAUACUGUGUAUGUGACGGUUGAACGCCAUCUGCUCAGUACGGUGGAUGAUAUUCAAAAUAAGUUUGGUGGGGGCUUCGGCCCCGGAGCACAGGGGAGCAGUGGCCUCUGGGCCAAGAGACGGGGCUCAGAGAAAUUCAAAACAGAGCAUUCCGAAGAGAGGAAAGAGACUGCUGCUGGAAGGGAGGAGCGAUUAAUUGCGGUUAUACGCGAGGCAAUUUCCACACAGAGGGUAUUGCAUGCGGGGGACUUGUUACCUCUGCCGCUACCUUCACAUCCUAUCACUCAUGCUACCCCCCCGCCGGCCAAAAUUUCCUUCUGUGAGCCGGUGUCUCAAGGCUUAGUUAAACCAACUACUCGAAUUGUGCUUGUCGAAACCAAAUCUCGUCACCAAUCUCGAAUAUCCAAGGUUCUUCCAUCUCCAGGCCAAACGUUAUUAAAAGAGGUGGUCGAAGACGAAUGUGAUGAUACCUCGAACGAGCAGUUUUAUUCAGCUGCGGAAGAGAAGUCGAACAGCACAAGUAUGGAAAGUGCAUCACCACCUGACGAAUCCGAUACAGAAGUUUCAGCCAAAAGUUAUAGUGAUGCUUCUGAUGACUCCUUGGAUGAUAUGAUCUCAUUAACGGCCCCGGAGCUCCUUCAGCAACCUUCCGGAACAAUGUCCGCAAUGACAUCUAUGACCCCACGCCCUGGUGGCAAGAGGUUCGAUAUUCAUACACCAGGGUCCAUGCUCUCGAGCUUCACGAAUGCUACUACGCGCGCAGGAAGAAGUGCUGGGAAGACAUUCCGAGCCGAAGGCCUGUUGGCGAGAAUACCUAAUGAGAUCCUACAUCCUAAACCACGAGAGUUUGAAGAUUCAGACUCCUUUGUGUAUGUGGAUAUUCACACCCUUGCCAAAAUCGGUUGCUUCUCAGGAGACUGGGUGAGAAUCGAAGCUGCUGAGGAACCUCAGCUCAACAUGUUGUCUUCUCUAAAGUUUGAUAGCCUAAGCGGGCUUACGGAUAAUGCCGUUGAUGAUAUAACCUGGAGAGCUGUAAAGGUUUAUGGCCUUCCAGGGUUGAUAUCUCCAAAACCUCGAUAUUCGAUGAAUCCCUCCUCUACCAGGAGACCUACCAUAUCGCAGCUGCCAUCACAUCGGUUUACCCCUACAGCGCUAGUGCCGCCCAUAUUGUUAAACAAUCUAGGAAAUCCUAAGUACUUAAAGCUUUCCCCGAUAUCGGUUCAUGGGUCUCAACAAGCGAGCUCCAGACCUGGGGUACAACUGAAAUCGAGUUCACUCAAGAUGCCUCCUGUUGCGAAGGAAGUUACACUACUGAAAAUUUCUACUCCCCUUUCUAUGGAUAGGUCUCUCCAGCCCGCUCUAUUUGCCGGAUUAAAACGUUAUUUUGAAUCUAAACAACGAUUAGUUAAGAGUGGCGACCUCAUUGGCAUAAGCGUUGAUGAGGAGUUAGGGAAAACAAUAUACUCUUCUACCAAGAGUCCUGAUGUUGGUGAAGACGAAGAUUUGGCCGCUCAACUUGGGCUGUCUCCGGAUACUCAAUCGAGGUCACAAAAUGUGUUGAGAAAAGUGGGGGUUGCAUGGUUUCGUGUUAGUCAAGUUGUCCCUGCCCAUGUAGAGGGGUUAGAAAACAGUUCUGAUGAUGAACGUUGGGGCCGAGUGGCGGUCAUUGACACUUCUUCAACAAGAAUGGUGCAGGCAGGGAGUGAGAUAAGUCCCGUACCUGGAACACUACAUAAUGGAUGGGAGUAUUGGUUUGGUGUGAAGCCACUGCCGAAACCGAACAACGAGACAGGAAAGCCACAUCUCUUCCUCUCAGCGAAGCCUAAAAUAUUCGCUCCUUCAGUACAGAAACGUCUUCUGGAUCUCAUUUCUACAUCGACAAGCCCCAGGGCGAUCCAGCUCGGCAUGAAGCCUGUCGUUGUCCUGCUUACGUCUACUCAGCGGGCCAUCGGGAAAUCGACGGUUGCAUAUCGUGCUUGUGCCGAGGUUGGUCUUCAUACAUUUGCAAUCGAUUCCUACGAUAUUCUUGCCGAAGGGGGAGCCAAUGGAGGGGAUGUGAAGACGGAAGCUUUUCUCAAAGCUAGGGCGGAUCGUGCAUUCACAUGCGGAGCACAAUGCACUGCCUUGCUAAUACAGCAUAUCGAUGUCUUAACAGCUGAUAGAAUGGUUACAGCAAUGAAGGAUAUCGUCGCAGACGCCAGAGUUAUCAUCGCCACGACCACGGACAUUGAGAAAGUUCCGGAGGGCAUCCGAAGUCUUUUCACCCAUGAAUUUGAAAUGACGGCUCCAGACGAAAAGGAAAGAGAGGGUAUCCUACGCAACGUGAUCCAUGACCAAGGAAUCAAAAUUUCGGCUGACGUUGAUUUGGCCUCUGUUGCAGUAAAAACCGCCGCUCUCGUUGCGGGAGAUCUAGUCGAUGUUGUUGAGCGUGCAGUCGCUGCUAAAUCUCUUCGUCUUCAGAAGUUAGCAGAGAAUGCUACGACCUUUGAUGAAAGCUUAAAGGUCACUGUGCGAGACGUCCAAACUGCAGGAGGAGAUGCAUCUCGAUGUGUGACAAAAGAGGACUUCGAUGCCGCCGUAGAUGCCGCUAGAAAGAAUUUUGCGGAUGCGAUUGGUGCACCAAAGAUUCCUAACGUCAGCUGGGAUGAUGUCGGAGGCCUUACAAAUGUCAAGGAUGCCGUUAUGGAGACCAUUCAACUCCCGCUCGAACGACCAGAGCUUUUUGCAAAAGGAAUGAAAAAGAGAAGCGGAAUCUUGUUUUACGGACCCCCUGGAACCGGAAAGACUCUUCUCGCCAAAGCUAUCGCUACCGAAUUCUCCCUCAACUUUUUCUCCGUCAAGGGUCCCGAACUGCUUAAUAUGUAUAUCGGAGAGUCUGAAGCAAACGUUCGGCGUGUCUUCCAGCGCGCCCGUGAUGCGAGACCUUGCGUGGUAUUCUUUGAUGAGCUGGACUCAGUCGCACCGAAACGUGGAAACCAAGGCGACAGCGGUGGUGUCAUGGAUCGUAUUGUUUCCCAGCUCCUCGCCGAACUGGACGGGAUGAGCGCUGGAGACGAGAAUGGCGGAGGCGUUUUCGUAAUUGGCGCUACUAAUCGGCCCGAUCUCCUGGAUGCUGCACUCCUCAGGCCUGGUCGGUUCGAUAAAAUGCUGUACCUCGGUGUGUCGGAUACUCAUGAGAAACAAGUUACUAUUUUAGAAGCCCUCACACGGAAAUUCAACCUACAUCCAGACCUUUCGCUGCGGCGGAUUGCUGAACAACUACCUUUUACUUACACAGGUGCUGAUCUCGCUAAAGAACUUGAACAUUUCGAACGAGUUCGCCGAACCUUUGAAUCGGUUGACGAUGCAAAGAAACCAAAGCCAAACAUAUUGGCUAGCCCAGAAACGCCCUCUCGCGCCCCUUUAACAAUUGGCGAAGCGGCCAAUGGGCUUAAGUCCGGUACAUCUCCAGAAGACACUCUAUCAAUCGCACCAACAAACACUACGAACGACAACAAAACUACGGCUCCAUCGACGUUGCCUCAUCGAGCCAAGCACGGACAUAGGAAGAUCUCACGGGGAAAGGGCAAAACCAGUAUCAGCGGUGCGAAGGUGAAAGGCACCAUAUUGUCAUCCUCCCCUGAUCAAUACUCGGAGUCUGAGGAGGACGCUAUGAGCAGUCCCGUUGGUGAUGAUAAUGUAACCAAUUCGAAUGGGGUAGCUGCGCGCGGAUGGAAAGGGAAGGUGAAUGCCAAAGAUGCUGUUGUCUGUGACUCGAUAAUGACAGUCAAGGGUGAUGAAGCAGAGAAUGAGGGGAAAGAGGACGAGGACGAAUAUGUAAUUCGGACCGACCACUUGGUCCGGAAUGAUAAACGAUCAUGA
Messenger RNA from Histoplasma mississippiense, 4329 nucleotides. RefSeq names its product peroxisomal biogenesis factor 6. The transcript has 3 exons. Gene Ontology annotation, molecular function: ATP binding; ATP hydrolysis activity. Lineage: Eukaryota; Fungi; Ascomycota; Eurotiomycetes; Onygenales; Ajellomycetaceae. The record is from RefSeq and is a predicted model, not a curated record. Gene Ontology annotation, cellular component: peroxisomal membrane; cytosol. Gene Ontology annotation, biological process: protein import into peroxisome matrix. Bases 1 to 4329 code for a protein of 1442 amino acids.